Molecule: messenger RNA, 1709 nt
Organism: Setaria italica (foxtail millet)
Lineage: Eukaryota; Viridiplantae; Streptophyta; Magnoliopsida; Poales; Poaceae
Product: WRKY transcription factor 6-like
Biological process (GO): regulation of DNA-templated transcription
Molecular function (GO): DNA-binding transcription factor activity; sequence-specific DNA binding
Source: RefSeq, a predicted model, not a curated record
CAGAGACUUCCUUCUUCUUCUUUCCUUCUCCUCUCAUCUUCUUCUUCCUUGAGCUUUGCUACCAUAGAUACGAUAGUUCUUGCAUGGACAAGGGCCACCUGCUCGCCUUCCUCGGCCUGCCGUUGCACUUGCACGGGAGGAUGUCGGCAGACGACCCAGGCGGCAGCAGGAGGUCCGUCGAGGUCGACUUCUUCUCCGACGACAACAAGCAGACCUGCGUCGUCGAGCGCGAUGAGCCGCGAGCCGCCAGCAGCGGCCUCGCCAUCAACAAGGAGGACCUCACCAUCAACCUCCUUCCCGCGGCCACCCACGACGAGGAGACGAAACCCAAGGAGGAGGUAGAGUUGCAGGCGGAGCUGGGCCGCAUGAACGAGGAGAACCAGCGCCUGCGGGGGAUGCUCGCGCAGGUCACCACCAGCUACCAGGCGCUGCAGAUGCAUCUCCUCACCCUCAUGCAGCAGGCACAGCACCAGCAGGCGCCGGCACCCCUGGCCGCCGUGGCGCCCAUCGCUCCGCCGCCGCGACAGUUGCAGCUCGACCAGCAGCCGGCGUCCAACUCGUCCACGGAGGUGGGCAGCCCGCGGCGGUCGUCGUCCACCGCCAACAACAAGGAGGACAGCCCGGAAGCCACCGGGGGGCCGGCGGAAGGACGGCCGCAGCAGCUGGAUCAGGCGAGCAUGAGGAAGGCUCGCGUCUCGGUGCGCGCGCGCUCCGAAGCUCCGAUCAUCGCCGACGGUUGCCAGUGGCGCAAGUACGGCCAGAAGAUGGCCAAGGGCAACCCCUGCCCGCGAGCCUACUACCGAUGCACCAUGGCCAACGCAUGCCCCGUGCGCAAGCAGGUGCAGCGCUGCGCCGACGACCGCUCCAUCCUCAUCACCACCUACGAGGGCACGCACAACCACCCGCUGCCGCCCGCCGCCAUGGCCAUGGCCUCCACCACCUCCGCCGCCGCAUCCAUGCUGCUCUCGGGCUCCAUGCCCAGCGCCGACAACAGCUUCCUCGCGCGCGCCGUGCUGCCCUGCUCCUCCAGCAUGGCCACCAUCUCCGCGUCCGCGCCCUUCCCCACUGUCACGCUCGACCUCACCCACGCCCCGCCAACCGCCGCCGCCGCCGCGCGACCGCCAGCGCCGCUUCCGCUGCUGCCGCCACCGCAGGCGCCGCCGCUCUACAACCAGUCCAAGUUCUCCGGCCUGCACAUGUCCUCGUCGCCGGAUGCUGGUACAACAACGCCCCUGCCGACCGGGAUCGGGCUGGCCGACACCGUCAGCGCCGCGGCGGCCGCCAUCACGGCGGAUCCCAACUUCACGGUGGCGCUGGCGGCGGCCAUCACGUCCAUCAUAGGAGGCGGCGGCCAGCAGCAGCACGGCAGCAGCAACAACAACAACAAUGUCACGAGCAGCAGUAACAACACGGCGACCAGCAACAACACCAACAGCGAGACCCAGUGAAUAUAUCAGCUGCUGAAAUGAUUUUAUUUGCAUCAAUUGCAGCUAGCAGCACAGGUUGUAUUGAUUCGUUAAAUCCAUUUUUAAUUCUUGCUGAUUCUUCUAGGGUUUAGUUAGUUAGUUCCUGCCAAGGCACAGGCUGACAGGCGGGCAUGCAGCUAGCUAGCUGUUGAUACAAACAAACUCCAUAUAUUCAAAUUAAUAAUAUACUGCACAACAAUACUACAUAUAAUAACAGGAUCCUGCAGGUGACAGAAUUUCCGA